AUGGCGGGCGUCUUCGGAAAUUUGAAUGAGAACCAGGUGCUGCAGAUCUUGUGCUACCUGGCACCCGCGGAUGCCAUCUCCAUGACCCAAACUUCCAAGAAUGAAAUGUUUGCGCCAAAGAAGGCUCUUAUGGAGGGCUACUUCGAGCACUGCACCAGGCGAAUUUUUGUUUUGAGCAAGUUGGAGGCUGCAGACGGAGCUGUCACAGGUGCUGCCAAUGGCUAUCCCGCUGUUGGCGCUCCAGCAGUGACCUCUUGGUACGAAGCCUUUCAGAGUUGGCAUCAGGCACGCUACAGGUUUUGUUUCGUCGAUUUCAGCAUGGAAAGGCCGGCACAUGGAAGUUCGCCAAGGACCGGUGGUCCACUAUUUCCCUAUCGUUGCUUCGCCGGAAGAUUCUGUACGAAUCCCCAUGGCGAAUCGGCGCCAGCUUUGUGA
Molecule: messenger RNA, 435 nt
Organism: Cladocopium goreaui
Lineage: Eukaryota; Dinophyceae; Suessiales; Symbiodiniaceae
Source: the annotation of a GenBank genome assembly